AACACACACUACACCGCCAGCUUCGUUGUAAACAGCAACAUAAUAAACCAAAAUAACAAAAUUAUUUUGGCCACACUUCUCAUCUUCUCCCUCCUUUCUGCGCCAAGAUCUGAUAUUAUUUUCCUUUUUCUUUUAACAUUUCCACUCAAAGAUCCAAUCAUGGAUUUCAUGAAGGUUUUUGACCAAACAGUUCGCGAAAUAAAGAGAGAGGUAAAUCUUAAGGUCCUGAAGGUUCCUGAGAUCGAACAGAAGGUGUUAGAUGCAACUGAUGAUGCACCUUGGGGUCCUCAUGGUACUGCAUGUGCGGAAAUUGCACAGGCCACUAAGAAAUUCACUGAAUGCCAGAUGGUUAUGAAUGUUCUAUGGACAAGACUGGGAGAGACAGGCAAGGACUGGCGUCUUGUUUACAAGGCAUUGACUGUCAUAGAGUAUUUGGUGGCACAUGGAUCUGAGCGUGCAGUUGAUGACAUAAUAGAACAUACAUUCCAGAUAUCAUCGCUUACAAGUUUUGAAUAUGUUGAGCCAAGUGGAAAGGAUGUGGGACUUAAUGUGAGGAAGAAGGCAGAAAAUAUUGUGGCACUCUUGAAUAAUAAGGAUAAAAUACAAGAAACCAGAAAUAAAGCUGCUGCUAACCGUGAUAAGUAUGUUGGUGUUUCAUCUUCUGGAAUAACUUAUAAAUCAGGUUCAGCAUCAUAUAGUGGUGGCAGCUUUCAGAGUAGCAGUCGUUAUGGAGGCUUUAGUGGUACAAGAGACACCGACAAUUUUAGAGACAGUUAUAAAGAUAAGGAUCAGUAUGGAGUAGAAAGGUCCGAAAAGGAAUCCUAUGGGAAGUCGCGUCAAGGGGGUGCUACUGAUGAUCAAGGGUACACCAAGAAGGGUUCUACACGUGUUGGCAGAAAGGAUCAGAAUAAUAUGUCAAAGUCAUCAUCCAAGACAGAUGAUUCCUACAAGAAAACUUCAGUUCCUUCUCAACAUUCAAGGGCCCCGUCAAGCAAUUAUAAUGAUGAAUUUGAUGAUGAUGAUUUUGAUCCCAGGGGAACUUCCAGCUCUAAGUCAACUGCUGAUACCUCCAACCAAGUUGAUCUAUUUGGACAAGAUUUGAUUGGCGACCUCAUGGAUGCACCGACAUCUAUUCCCACAGAAACAUCAGCCAUGAAUGGCAAUUCUUCAGAGGCUGAUCUGUUUGCUGAUGCAACAUUUGUAUCAGCACCACCCCAAGUCGAAAAGGCAGCAAGUCCUCAGUCUCAGACUCAGGUCGAUCUGUUUGCUUCCCAACCUGCUGUCUCUCUUGCGGUCCCUUCAACAGUUGAUUUCUUUUCCACUCCUGAUCCAGUUGUGCAACCAGAGACCAAUGUUCAAACAUCUAAUCCAACAAAUAAUAACAUUGUUGAUCCAUUUGCUACAGUUCCAUUGAACAGCUUUGAUGGAUCUGAUCUUUUUGGUGCAUUCUCUUCUAGUUCCAAUUCAGCAUCGGCAGAAUCUACACAAAGUCCUAUAAAUGAUGGGAGCCUUGACAAUUUAAAUGUGAAUGCAUCAGACAUCAAGCCUCCAUCAAAGAAAGAGACAUUCCAAGUUAAAUCUGGAAUAUGGGCAGAUUCACUUAGCCGUGGACUGAUUGAUCUUAAUAUAUCUGCUCCUAAGAAGGUCUCGCUAGUGGAUGUUGGUGUCGUGGGUGAUCUAACUGUUGGACAAGAUGACAGGGACAAGGGGCUUCCAGCUUCAUUUUAUAUGGGUAGAGCCAUGGGAACAGGGUCUGGUCUUGGAAGGUCUGGGUUUACACCGCAGGCAACUCAGUCACAGGCAACUCAGUCACAGGCAAUCAGUGACGAGGACUUCUUCUCAAGUCUAAGCAGCCAACAACACCAAUUCGGUACUUUCCAGAAGUAAAUUGUCUUGUUGAUUUAGCAUUUUGCUCCUGAUUAGCUUCUCAAUAUUCUUUGCCCCAUUUGGCACAGAUAAUUCAAAGCAUUGAGCGUUGUGGUGUGUUAAAUCCUGUUCAUACAUCAAAACAACAUUAUGAUUUGAUUAUAUAUUAUCUACCUAUCAUGACUGGAGUUUCCUGAAAGACUGCUUAUGUUCAAUUAUUUGCAAAGCAGCGUCCUUGCAAAGUCUCAAGUUUUUCGGUGGCACAGUUGUUUGUAGCAGCAGGGAAUUGUAAUUUUUGGUUUCUUCUGUUGGAAAUGUGAGACAGCUUGCAUGUAAACACAGGUGAUUGCCAUUCACUAGUCCUCCUGCUUCUGAAUUAGGGCUAAAGAUGACCAAAUAUAUUCUAUUUUCUUUUA
Ricinus communis (castor bean) is the source of this 2282-nucleotide messenger RNA. RefSeq names its product clathrin interactor EPSIN 1. Lineage: Eukaryota; Viridiplantae; Streptophyta; Magnoliopsida; Malpighiales; Euphorbiaceae. Gene Ontology annotation, biological process: endocytosis. Gene Ontology annotation, molecular function: clathrin binding; phospholipid binding. The record is from RefSeq and is a predicted model, not a curated record. The coding region runs from base 160 to 1887 and encodes 575 amino acids. The transcript has 12 exons. Gene Ontology annotation, cellular component: plasma membrane; clathrin vesicle coat; endosome.